CUGGCGAGGCGGGGUGCGUGCGGUCCGAGGGCAGAUCGGGGGACCUGGCGUGGCCCUGCCCGCAGCCGGCGGCGAUGGGCGAGGCGAGCCCCGUGUGCUCCGGCUACUACAGCCUCAACCGCAGCUUCGUGGAGCCCUUCCAGUGCCCCCGGCGCGGGGACGCGGCCGCGCUCCGCUACUGCUGCGGCUUCGCGGACCUCAAGUACUGCUGCGGGGAGCCGGGCAGCUACUUCCCCUACAAGCACAGCUACAUGUGGAGCCUCAGCAUCGGUGCCCUGAUUGGAUUGGGAAUUGCUGCUCUUGUUUUACUUGCCUUUGUCAUCAGCGUCUGUGUCCUUUGCUAUUUAUUUCUGCAUACAAAGCCUCAAAGAUUAGAUACUGGCCUUAAACUUCAACACCUAGAGGCUUCUUCCACUCAAGAAGGCAACUCAAAGAGGAAAAUCAAAACUCCUAAUUCAAAUGCAGCAUCAAAUUCAACAAAUGAAACAAUCUAUGAAGCUGAGGAUAUAAUUGAGGAAAAAACAAUGGAUACAACACAAAUCAACAUCGUGUAUUAUUAAAAAUCCUGUGUGAUAAAAGCUUACUGGAGAGAUGGAACAGUAAAAAUAAAGUGCAUUUUAAAUACUUCGUAAUAGUACUUUU
Molecule: messenger RNA, 642 nt
Organism: Pipistrellus kuhlii (Kuhl's pipistrelle)
Lineage: Eukaryota; Metazoa; Chordata; Mammalia; Chiroptera; Vespertilionidae
Gene: SHISAL2B
Product: shisa like 2B
Exons: 3
Coding region: 75-560 (161 amino acids)
Source: RefSeq, a predicted model, not a curated record